Molecule: messenger RNA, 985 nt
Organism: Telopea speciosissima
Lineage: Eukaryota; Viridiplantae; Streptophyta; Magnoliopsida; Proteales; Proteaceae
Product: junctophilin-3-like
Exons: 2
Coding region: 61-477 (138 amino acids)
Cellular component (GO): plasma membrane; junctional membrane complex; endoplasmic reticulum membrane
Source: RefSeq, a predicted model, not a curated record
UAUAUUUGUAUUGAAUGCAGAAAUGGAGACACUUAUGCUGGAGAAUAUUUUGCGGACAAGAUGCAUGGAUUUGGAGUCUAUCAAUUCGCAAAUGGUCAUCGGUAUGAAGGAGCCUGGCAUGAGGGACAGAGACAAGGGCUUGGAAUGUAUACAUUCAGGAAUGGGGAGACACAACCUGGACACUGGCAAAAUGGUCUGCUUGAUAUCCCAAGUACACAGAACACUCACCCUGGAUCUCCCAUUGCCGUUAACCAUUCCAAAGUAUUGAAUUCUGUCCAGGAAGCACGAAGAGCAGCAGAGAAAGCAUAUGAUGUUGCCAGAGUUGAUGAGAGGGUGAACAAGGCCAUAGCCGCUGCCAAUAAAGCAGCCAAUGCAGCACGAGUUGCAGCUGUGAAGGCUGUCCAAAAGCAAAUGCAUCACAACAGCAGCAAUGAUGAUGUACCAAUCCCAAUCGUGAGACCGCUAAUGCACUGCUGACCAUCAAUGUGCUCUUAGUCCAAAUUAACAAGACACAAGGAGAGGAAGCGAAGGGAUAAUGGAAUAUCAUCAAUCAGAGUUUUCUGUUGCUGUUGCCUUUACAUUUAUACUGCCAUUUCCUUUCUUCUUUCCUGCAUUCUCUUUCCCUUUUCCUGUAAGAGGAUGCAACAUUGAGUUAUCUGAUUAGAACCACAUUCAGUUUCAGUUGAGCUGACUGAUUUGAGGCGCAGGUCAGGUUUUACUUUUGCAUCAAUGUAAUACGUAUAUAGUAUGAGUUAGAAGUUUGAGUGAAAAUCUGGCACUUUCCAGGUGUUUGUAGGUGGGUUUUCUUAAUUUUGUUGCUUCUUUUGUUCUUUACAUGUAAAGUGUAGUUAGCUGUAAUGCAAGUGCCAAGGCACCGAGAUGAAACUUCGGCCCUGGCACUUUGUUGUAUGUGAAACUAUGGCUUUUGUAUAAGAGAUCAGGGGAGUUGGUGACAUUACACAACCACACUCCCUCCUUUAUACCA